UGUAGAUUUUUUUCAUUAUUUUAUGCUUAGAUGCUAAAGGGUAUUUGAAGAAAAUCCCUUUAAAGUAGAAUCAUUGAAAUCUUUUUUGAUUAUUAAAAAUUACAUUAAAUUCACUCAUUUCCUCAUUUGAGUGAGAGAAUGAAAAGAAUAUCUUUCAAAAAACUUUGGAAAAUAGGGUCUGUGGAAUUACUAGAAGGUGGGCUGGGGAAAUAACUCCAUUUACUAAAUAUUAAAAAAGAACAUAGCUGGAAGUAAAUGGCUUGUGAUUAUCAUCAAGGAAGGAAGCAGAAGACCCUACAGGCACAGAAAUGACCCUCACCCCUUUGGUUGGUCGUUCCAUGCAGGGACUCCGAAAUCUGGUAGCAACAACCUUGGCUCUUUUCUUGAUGUUCUCUCUCAUGGGAAACUCCAGCAGCGCUCCGCAGAGAAUCUUUGAGAGAAGGAAUUGGACCCCUCAAGCUAUGCUCUACCUGAAGGGUGCACAAGGGCGCCGCUUUAUCUCUGACCAGAGCCGGAGGAAGGACCUCUCCGACCGACAGCCUCUGGAAAGACGUAGCCCAGAUCCUCAACCACUAACUCGUCCAGAAGCAGCAGCCCUGUUACUGGCUUCCUUUCAGAAACCACAAGAAGCUGAAGAAGAAAACUUUGAUCAAACUAGAUUCUUAGAAGACAGUCUGCUAAAAUGGUGAAAAUAUUCCAAAUUACAUUCACUUACUGUUGUAUUCUUGUUGAAAACAUGAACCAUGUGAAUAAAACUCUCAAACCCUUUUUGUUCCAUUUGUAGUAUUAGGAACAUGCAUAGCUAGUUUCAUUCUUUCAGAAGCGAAAGUAAUGUAGACUCCUUAACUGAGAAUAUCAUCACCUUCUUUCAUAGCUUCAGGUCCUGCUUAGAUCACCUUGUAUCUCACUCUUGACUUUUUUUCAGAGAAUUUAAGAUUAUAAGCCUGAAGACUCUUUGGAGUGUCCUUCCCUUUUGUUAAAACCAAUCCCCUUCUUGAUCUAAUCAUUCUUAGCUGGUUUUAUACAUUUGUGUUAACUACUUGCAUUUUCUUGCCCACUCAGUGGCGAUGCUUCGUCUCCAUUUUCCCACCUGGAAGGAGGCAGGAUGGGAAAGAGGGUUGUGUGUUUCUGGCUGUAGUUCAUCCAGGCGAAGUCAGCUGUGAAGAAGAGACGUGGGAAGGGAAUGACUGGGCAGAAGCCCAGUGAUAAGAACACUUCGCGUGUUUGCUGACAGGGGGACAAUGUGUGAGGCUGGAGUCCAUGAAAGAUUUGCUGAAGAUCCACAGCUAGAGGUCCCCGUGCACUCUUUCAAGAUCUCCCUGAAUUCAGUUUAGAAACAUGGAUCUAAAAGUGACAAUCUGCCCAUUUAUACACUGUACAAUGGAAGCAUACUAGUUCUUUAGAGGUAGCCAGUUUUCCAUGGCUAAACAGAUUCAAAGACUUGGCUCAUUCUAAUUGCCUAGAACUCUAGGUUUUGAAACUGUUUAGUUCCAUAAAGGCUCACUGAUAACAUAAGUGCAUGGUGAUAUGCCUAAUUUACUCCCUUUCAAAGUCAGUUUGAGUUUAAUAUCACAAAUAAGUAUAUAUAUGUACAUAUAUAUGUGCAUACAUACAUAUACAUAUACACACAUAUAUAAAUACAAAUACACUUAUUGCAAGCAUAAUUAUUUUCCUUCUGAAAUAUAAUAAUGGUCAUCAUGUUAUCUUUUUACCUAAUUAAUUUAGGGUCACUCACGUAAAUGUCAUAACAGGAAAGUGUUGUCAAUUCUUGCUGUCAUCAGUGUAUUGCCAUUACUUAAAAAAGAAUGUAUAUGAAUGUUUCUGUAACUUGGAAUUACAACUUCACUGUAUCAAGUGAUCACAAUGCUCCUUGUAAAAUUUGUUUGUAUCUUGCAUCACCAUUGAAAAAUGUAACUGUAUUCAAGUUAAUGUAACAUCAAUCUCUGUUAAAAAAAAUAAGAGGUUAACAUUAAAAAAAAAAUCUAUGUGCAUUAUAAUAGGCACUUGUCAUUAAUUAUGAUUUGCACAUUUGAUUUUAAAGUGGGAUUUACUAGAUUUGUGUUGCUAAAUUUAAUGAGAAUUAUUUUUAUUCAUCUGACAUAAAUGUGCACAUCUUGCCUAUUAAAUAUUAUAUCUAUCCCAAAAAGACUUUUAAAAAUACAUCUUAGGAAAUAAUUCCUCCAGCAACUAUGUAGAGCAAUACCUCUCAAAUACCAAGCAUUUGACACUAAAACUGGAAGUUUUUAAAAGCUCCAUAAAUGACCAGUAGCUGUUAAAAUAAAAUCAACUCCAAACAUUAUAAGCAACUAAAUUCCUUGAAUGUUCUGCCAUACAGA
Molecule: messenger RNA, 2336 nt
Organism: Loxodonta africana (African savanna elephant)
Lineage: Eukaryota; Metazoa; Chordata; Mammalia; Proboscidea; Elephantidae
Gene: SPX
Product: spexin hormone
Exons: 5
Coding region: 309-689 (126 amino acids)
Biological process (GO): positive regulation of gastro-intestinal system smooth muscle contraction
Cellular component (GO): cytoplasm
Molecular function (GO): neuropeptide hormone activity
Source: RefSeq, a predicted model, not a curated record